Messenger RNA from Frankliniella occidentalis (western flower thrips), 3435 nucleotides. RefSeq lists its product as uncharacterized. Gene Ontology annotation, biological process: proteolysis. Lineage: Eukaryota; Metazoa; Arthropoda; Insecta; Thysanoptera; Thripidae. The transcript has 9 exons. The record is from RefSeq and is a predicted model, not a curated record. Bases 15 to 2396 code for a protein of 793 amino acids. Gene Ontology annotation, molecular function: serine-type endopeptidase activity.
ACACGUUCCGGACCAUGGCGCUGGAGGAGGACCCCAUGCCCGUCGUGCCGCACCCUGGCGAAGUCGUUUCGUACUUUGUGGCCGAGGACCGAGGGCCGGCGUCCACGCCGGGCGCCAGCGUGGUACUGUUGGACCAGCGUCCGGCGCCCUUCGCCACCGACGUGCACCUGAUGGCCAGCUCCACGGCGCCAGGAGCGCCAGUGACUCCGCUGCUGAUCCUGGUGCCCAGUGGCCCCGCCGACGAGCCGUGGACCGCUUCCGUGAGUCCAAGACCACCUCCCUGGACGCCCUCCGUGAGUCCAGGGCCACCACCGUGGGCUUCAGCCGUGAGUCCGAGGCCGCCGCCGUGGACAUCCCACGUGAGCCCCAGCUCACCGCCGUCAUGGACGGCGCCCUGGAGCCCGUCCUGGCCGGCUCCCGGGAGCCCGACGACGUCGCCGUCGUUGCCAGCCCCCGUGGGCCCCAGGCCACCACCUGCGUGGGCCAGCCCCUCGCCGUCGGCGUCUCACCGCCAGCCGCAGUGGGCGCUGCCGGCGUGGCCCUCGGCCGGCGCUGGCCACCAGCAGCAGCCGGAUAGCGCCGAGGCGGCCGCCACCAUCGACCUGAUGCCGUCAGGACCAGAAUCCAACUCGGUGGUGCCGGCAGCACGCCCAGAGGCCACCCUUCACAGCCUGAGGAGCAACAUUAGCGCCCUGCUCGACAGCGUCCUGUACCGUCCACCUGCCCCUAGUGCCGCCCAGGACACCGCCCACGCCACCCCCGGCGCUGCGCCCACCGCCGCUAACGACGCCAACGCCACCGCCUCUGAGGUCCCCGAGGCGCACGCUGCAGCGGAGCAGCCCUCGCAGACCUCCAGGGUGUGCACCUCCGCGGCUGACGGCUCGUCGGGGGUCUGCUACUCGGCGACCGAGUGUCGACGCCGAGGUGGGCGUGCUGAGGACGUCUGCCAGGGGAGCGGGCCCGGGCCGUGGAGCGCGGCCGAGUCAGCCGUGUCCGUGUGCUGCGUGUUCCGCUACUCCUGCGGCGACGUCACCUCCGAGACCUCGGCCACCUUCCAGUCGCCCGACUUCCCCUCCAAGUCCUCCGGGUCGCUCGCCUGCGACUUCGACGUGGUGGUGCAGAGGGACGCCUGCGCCGUCAGGGUGGAGUUCGUGUCAGCGCAGGUUGCGCGCCGCCUGGGCGGGGCCUGUGAUGUGGACCAGCUCCUCGUCCUAAACUCGGCAGACGGCCCGACCGCCCCCCUGUGCGGACCGCUCUCCGGCUACGCCACGACGGUCGCCGUCACUCCCGGCCAGCAGAAGCCCCUGAAGGUGGCGGCGCUUCUCCAGAGCGAGGGCCCCUACUACUGGAGCGUGCAGCUGACGCAGCUGACCUGCCACCGGCUCCCGCAGCUACAAGCGCCUGCGUCCUGCGGACGACAGUUCCCGCCCGAUGAGGCCGCGGGCGACACCCCCCAGCAGGGGCCGUACAACUACCACCACCAGCCGGGCCUGCAGGGCAUGCAGGGCCCCAUGCGCAGGGUGGGGGACGUGUUCGGGGCCAGGCAGCCCGGUGGGGUGUGGUGGGACUUCCCCGAGGCCACGAGCACCUUCCACCAGCGGGCGCUCCGCCGGCAGCUGCAGCAGCUGCGCCAGGUGGGGUCAGGCAUGCACCUGCCGCAGCUGCUGGAGCGCAUCGUGGGCGGGCAGGACGCGUCGCGCGGUGAGUUCCCCUGGCAGGCGGCGCUGCUGCUCGACCACCUCUUCUUCUGCGGCGGCACGCUCCUCAACCACGAGUUCGUGCUGACGGCCGCGCACUGCCUGAUGACGCGGGACACGGCCAUCUCGCAGCUGCGCGUGCUGCUGGGCGCGCUGGACCUGACGGCGGCUCGCGAGCCGGGCGGCGAGGAGCGAGGCGUGCGCCGGGUGCUGUUCCACUCGCACUUCCAGCCCUUCCUGCUGGACCACGACAUCGCGCUGCUGCAGCUGCAGCGGCCCGUCGCCUUCUCCAGCGUCAUCGAGCCCGCCUGCCUGCCCGGGCUCCAGGGCAUGACCGGCGGCCCCCCGCCGGGGCUGACGGCCUGGGUGACGGGCUGGGGGAUCACGUCCUUCCCCGCGGGGGACCCCAGCGCCGUGCUGCAGCGCCUCGCCGUGGAGACGCUGCCCGUGGCGGUGUGCGCCCGCCAGCUGGAGGAGCCCCUGGGGCCCGGCAUGGUCUGCGCCGCGCCCGCCUCCGUCCAGGGGACCUGCUUCGGGGACAGUGGCGGCCCGCUCACGCUCGAGCACGCCGGCCGCAGCUACGUCGUCGGCGUCGUCAGCUUCGGCGUGACGGGCUGCGCCGCUCUGCCGCACUUCCCCGACGUGUACACCCGCGUGUCGCAGUACCUGCAGUGGAUCCACGUCAACGCGCUGCCCUGAGGGCGGGGGCGGCGCACCACCGAGACCCUGAUCCCGUCAAUACGAACCCGUCGGCCUGCGGCGCCCCUCUGCUACCGCCCUCGAGCUUAUCAACACAGACACGUACUUGGCGGUUAUUUCCCCGCUGCUUAUAACGCCGUCCGAGCCGAGCCGCGCCCCGCCGCGCCACGCCGGGUAAAACUUGAUUACAAAGUUGGCGCGCUCACUUUUUUUACUGCGCAAGAGGCGAGCGUUUUAUCAAUAUUUAUACGGAGGGUGGCCACUCCACUCUAUACACACCGGUGAGAACGCCGGUGGGGGUUGUGGCGGGGCGGGGCGCGGCGGGGGCGGACGGGGUAGUCCUCCCCUGCCCCAGCGCGAGCCUAUUUGCGAUUCAGAUCACUGUCCUCCAAGACGGGUACGACGAUGACGUGGCGGGGGCAUCUAGGGAGCCGCGCAAAAAUAAAAUCACAAGUGUGGCAAAGGGGGAAAUGAAACUCAGACAGCGAAAAAUAAUAUCUGUGGGCGAGAGCGACAUGUUUGAACGCAAGACGGCGUGAUCUCUGCAAAAUAAAUACAAAAUACCAAAACUGGUCUUAAGCAUGACAUAACCCAUGUAAAUGACGACAUGUUGCACCAUCACCAACAUCCCAGGUGGGCUCUUACAUAGCGCUCCAUCGGCACCUCGAACGAAAAUGAAAAGAGCAAACACUGCGGGGGAUGGAAUCGGCUUGCGUCCUUUUCUGAUUGGAUUCUAUCUUCUUCUAAAACUAAUCAAGACGGCGCGUGCGAGUCUGUUCAUUCUUCCGGUUGCGUUCUCCAAAAGACUUUCGUUUCGGGCGCCACUGAAACACCCUAUUGAUGCUCAAUGAGACCGUAAUCAAUCCUCUAUACUCCGAGGAUGCUUGGGAGGCCGCCUGCGGGUGGGCGGGGUAGGCCAGCCCGCCGGGCACCGCGGCCACUGGGCUGCCUACCGCGCGGGCGGGCGGGCCGUCUCCCGCGCCAACCCCAACCACCGUGGCGCCGCCGCGGCCUCAGCCAUCAGCCGCCCUCCUCCCCU